AUGGACCUCGAACGACACGAGUUCAGCUCCGAUCAGUCCAUACGCCGAAGAAGAAACUUCGCUCGGAAGCGGCUACGGAACAAAACGGCACUCUCUGCGCGUCUCUCGCUAGAUCACCGUUUGCGCGGCAGUGUUGGCGUCGUCUCAGACGAUCUGGCCAACGACCUCUUCCAGCCCCCAGAUCCAACUGAUGACUUUCAAGAUGACUCCGGUAUACGUUAUAUCGCGAUUUCUCCAUACUUGCCCGGCCCGAGUUCCGUUGAGGCUUUGACGUGGACUAUUGUGCCAGUUCGGCCGCAGUCGGCCGGUCGCUCAAAUGAAUCGCCGCUGCCUAAGUCGACAAUCAUAUUCCCCGACUCUGCUGAUUCCCUGCAGCCGUUUGUCCGUGCUUUGAGCAAGCUCGACCCCACCCGGCAGUCUCCGCAUACACUACGGUUGAUUGAGAUCCGCGUUAUGGACGUUGUUCCUUUGCCGUUGGAUACAAUCUACGUGACCGUGGAGCGGGAUCUUCUGCGCAAUCAUGAUGAUGUCCAGAGCAGAUUUGGAGGAGGAUUCACGUCUAACAUGAACGGGCCCAAUGGGCUCUGGGCGAAGGGGAAGGGGGCAGAAUCCAAAAAAUACUCAAAGAAGGCUGCCGCCGAGGUAGAAGGAAGGCUCACAGCCGCGGUGCGCGAGGCGCUGGGGACGCAGCGGGUGGUGCAUACCGGCGAUUCGCUGCCGCUCCCUCUACCGCCGCAUCCGAUCACCUAUGCUCCAGCGCCUCCAGCCCUAAUUUCCUUCUGUGAACCGGUCUCGCAAGGCCUCCUGCUGCCCACCACCAAGAUCGUACUCAUUCAGGCACGCCCACACGGCAAUCGCGCCCAGCGAAGCUUGCGGCCAGCGUCCGGCUUCCUCAAACAAGUGGCCGAGGACGAGGCAGACGACACUUCCAACGAGCAGUUCUACUCGGCUGCUGAGGAUAAACCGGUUGAUGACAGCACCGAGAUGGAGAGCACAUCCAACGCGGAAGAAUCCGAAACUGAAGGAUCCGGCGGGAACACGAGCGAUACGUCAGACGACUCGCUGGAUGACAUGAUUUCGCUUAGUGCACCCGAGCUACCGCAGCCGGCCACAGGUGUCAUGUCUGGGAUGACUUCUGCUACGCCUCGCGCUCGACGCAUGGAUGGGAUCCAUACUCCUGGGUCGAUGGUGUCGAACCUCACUUCCUCCACUCUCCGUCCUGGCCGGCAGGGCGGCGGGAAGGUGUUCAAAGCAGAGGGCUUGCUGCGUAGGGUCCCGAACGAACUCCUCUACCCGAAGCCAAGGGACGAUGACGAUGUGGAGGCCGUAGUCUUUGUGGACAUCAGCACAUUAGCCAAGAUCGGCUGCUUUUCCGGGGACUGGGUUCGCAUUGAGGCGUCCGAAGAGCCGCAAGCAAACAUUUUCUCCUCUAUUAAUCUCGGAAGCUUUAAUGAACAAUACGGAGAGGGCGAUUGGCGCGCAGUCAAGAUUUACGGUCUGCCUGGGCUUCCCUCUGCCAAGCCUCGCUAUUCGAUCAAGCAAUCUGGUGAUAGGCGUUUAAGCUUUUCCCAACGGCCUGGUGUGCGCAUGACACCGUCAGUCUUUGUACCACCAUUACUGCUCAAUAAUAUGGAUAAUCCAAGAUACCUCCGUAUAUCUCCAAUGAGUCUCGGUGGCAUCGGGGUUCCCAAGUCCGGUGUUUUGCAUCAGAUGAAAACGGCAGCUCGCAGCCCCCCUGUGGCGAAGGAGGUGACCUUGCUAAAGGUCAGCACGCCGGUUUCAAUGGAUCGUGCGUUGCAACCAGCCCUCUUUUCGGCCCUAAAACAGUAUUUCGAGUCGAAGCGGCGACUCCUAAAAAGUGGCGAUCUACUUGGAAUCAGCAUCGAUGAAACCCUCGGUAGGGCUGUUUUUGCGGGGACUGGUGCCGAUGGUCAGGACGAUGACAUUACAACCAAACUAGGGCCUGGGCUUGACACUAACCGAGCUGGGCCGAAGAAAAUCGGCGUUGCUUGGUUCCGUGUCGGUCAAGUCAUUCCUAGCUUGCCCGAGGAUCAGGAUGACUUUGGCGAAUUCGAUUGGGGAGGUGUUGCUGUUAUAGAUUCAGCAACUACGCGGAUGGUCCAGGCUGGCAGCGACGUCAGCCGUAUUCCGAACACGCUCAACAACGGCUGGGAAUACUGGCUCGGGACUAAAUCUAUCCCAAAGCCAGUAGUCGACACGCAAACGAUACAUGGUGUCGUUACCGAGGUGCCGCAACCAUUCGUCUCGCCUAUUCAGCAACGCGUCCGGGACCUUAUGGCUGUAGCUACGAGCUCCCGCGCGAUUCAGCUUGGAAUGAAGCCGGUGGUUAUCCUUUUGAGAUCGCAACAACGGCAUAUCGGCAAGGCCAGUUUGGCGACUCGGGCGUGCGCAGAAAUUGGGCUUCAUACCUUCCCUAUCGAUGCCUACGACAUCCUGACCGAAGGCGGUGCCAACGGUGGCGAUGUCAAGACCGAGGCUUAUCUUAAAGCUAGAGCGGAGCGGGCCUUCCAUUGCGGUGCUGACUGCACGGCUCUUCUAAUCAAGCAUAUUGAGGUUUUGACUGCGGACCGAAUAGUCUCUGCCAUGACUGAGAUCCUGGCUGACGCUAGGGUUAUUAUUGCCACCACCACGGACGUGGAGCAGAUCCCUGAGGCUAUCCGGAGCAUGUUUACGCAUGAGUUCGAGCUUACCGCUCCCGAAGAGAAAGAGCGAGAGGGCAUACUGCGGAACGCCGUCUCCGAGCGCAGUAUCAAACUGGCACCAGACGUCGAUCUAGGCACGGUCGCCCUCAAAACGGCGGCUCUUGUUGCUGGAGACCUAGUGGAUGUCGUCGAGCGCGCCUCGGUUGCGCGGUCCACUCGAUUGGAGAAGCUUGCUGAAUCCGCGAGCAAACAAUCGCCCACCUCCAAGAUUACUGUCCGGGACGUCCUCCUUGCUGGGGGAGAGGCAGUGCGAGGAGUUACCAAGGCGGAUUUUGAUGCCGCUGUAGACGCGGCGAGGAAGAACUUUGCUGACUCUAUUGGCGCUCCAAAGAUUCCUAAUGUCAGCUGGGAAGACGUUGGCGGAUUGACGAACGUCAAGGAUGCUCUAGUUGAGACCAUUCAGUUACCUUUGGAGCGGCCCGAACUGUUUGCAAAGGGCAUGAAGAAGAGGAGUGGUAUCUUGUUCUACGGUCCUCCUGGCACUGGAAAAACCCUUCUCGCCAAGGCCAUCGCCACGGAAUUCUCCUUGAACUUCUUCUCUGUCAAGGGGCCGGAACUGCUCAACAUGUACAUUGGUGAAUCUGAGGCGAAUGUCCGACGCGUUUUCCAGCGGGCGCGCGAUGCACGCCCUUGUGUUGUCUUCUUCGAUGAACUCGACUCUGUUGCUCCUAAACGAGGUAAUCAAGGCGACAGUGGCGGUGUCAUGGAUCGAAUCGUCAGUCAGCUUCUUGCAGAGCUCGACGGUAUGAACGGCGGAGAGGAGAACAGCGGCGGCGUGUUUGUCAUUGGUGCCACCAACCGACCUGACCUUCUCGACACGGCCCUUCUUCGUCCCGGCCGUUUCGACAAGAUGCUGUACCUUGGAGUUUCUGAUACUCAUGAGAAGCAAGCCACCAUCCUCGAAGCUUUGACGAGAAAGUUUGCUCUCGCUCCGGACCUCUCGCUCGCCCGCGUCUCCGAACGGUUACCUCUUACAUAUACUGGUGCCGAUCUCUAUGCCCUUUGCUCCGAUGCCAUGCUCAAGGCAAUCACACGCAAAGCUACAGCAGUAGAUGAAAAGAUUAAGCAACUCCCAGGCGGUCCGGUCAGCACAGCGUACUUCUUCGACCAUCUUUCCACUCCUGAUGAUGUUGCCGUGAUGGUCACCGAGGAAGAUUUUGUCGCGGCGCAGAGCGAGCUUGUUCCUAGCGUCAGCGCCAAAGAAUUGGAGCACUUCGAACGCAUCCGCCAAAUGUUCGAAUCUACCGACAAGGACAAACAGAAACAGGACGCCAAUCCAGCACCCACGCCGAACACAAUCGGCGACGCAAUUGAGGCCCUCAAACUUGGACACGAUAUAAAUGGCUACAUCGGAGACCCUGUCACAAAUGGCGGCGACCAACCACUCUCUCCUACCGGCACAGGCAAAGGGAAAGGGAAACAGCCAGCAUAUGGCAGCAUGCGGAGUGUCAGCGGGCAGUCUGUAAGCAGCAGUAGAGGCAAGGGCAAAGCUGCCACUUCUGGCGGGAAGUCAUCCUUGAAGAGCAAGUCUGUUUCUGCCGCGAAUGGCAACGCCGACUCGGACUCUUCCCUUGAUGGGCCUUUGAUGGGCUCGGGCGCUCGAGGUGGUGUCAAUAGUGAUGGAGAUGAUGAUGAUGACGAUAAUGAUUAUAUCGUAAGGACGGAUCAUUUGGCAAAGACGGAUGCCGACGGUGAGGAUGUUGACUAAGUUCAGUGGUUGCACUGAAACUUCCGUUGUAUAUAUUACUCUUGUUCACGUGGAUGUAUAGGCCGUGUUCUAUAAUAUGUCUAUAUACUGUG
Molecule: messenger RNA, 4523 nt
Organism: Aspergillus nidulans FGSC A4
Lineage: Eukaryota; Fungi; Ascomycota; Eurotiomycetes; Eurotiales; Aspergillaceae
Gene: pex6
Product: AAA family ATPase peroxin 6
Exons: 3
Coding region: 1-4431 (1476 amino acids)
Cellular component (GO): membrane; peroxisomal membrane; cytosol
Molecular function (GO): ATP binding; ATP hydrolysis activity
Source: RefSeq, a predicted model, not a curated record